AUGAACAGGGCUGAUUUCUCUCGUGCCUAUGUAGACUCGUCGCUCGCCGUAUCAAACGCAAAUAUCGCCCAGCCUGCUGCCAGACCCGCUGAUCCCGCUACUACUGCAGCCCCUACCGCGUACUUCAUCAAGCCCCAGGGGUUUCGUCCUAACUCCCUUUUUGUCGGCCGCGAAGAGGAACUCGAGAAAAUGCAUCGCAUGCUUUUCGACCGCAAGCGCCGCGCCGAGGGCGUCGCUGCUGUUCUCAUCCAGUGCAUCCCUGGCGGUGGAAAGACUCAUCUUGCGCGCGAAUAUGUCUACAAGCACCUCCAGGACUUCCCCGGCGGCGUCUUCUGGGUCACUGCCAAGUCGCCUGAGCAACUGGAGGCUGGCUUCUGGCAUAUCGCUGCUACCGUCGCGUUACCGCCCGCGAAUGGCAGCGUGGCGGCGAAGCAGACGGAGGAUUUCGUCAGAUGCGUUAUUGACUGGUUCACGACCCACCACGACUGGCUGCUUGUCCUUGAUGGAAUCCACUUCGACCACAACGAGACUCUCAGUCGGUUUAUCCCCGAUAGCACGAAUAGCAGCCUUCUCUACACAUCCACCGAGCACAGUGUCGGUGGCGACCACCACUUCAUGAACCCGGAGGUUAUCAGAGUACCUCUGCUAUCAGCGCGCGAAGCGCAGGAACUUUUCCUUCAGGAACUGGGCCGAAAGAACCCGACAACAGACGACCUUGCCGAGGCGAUGAAGCUGGUGCAGCGAAUGGGAUUUCUGCCAGAGGUAAUUCAUGUGGCGGCGAAGAGGCUGAAAUCGACGCAGGAACCGUUGGCCAAGUUUGCGAGAGCCUAUGCGUCAGGGCCGAAGUUGAGGGCACUGGACACUUAUGUAGCUGUUGUGGAGCAGCUGCGGAACUCAGGGGCGGAUGAGGCAUUAAAUCUGAUCAGUAUACUGGCAUUCUUCAGCAGUAGUAUCCCAGUGGAGAUGAUUUCGUUAGGCCUCAAAUCAGUCGACAUCCCCGUCAAAACCUACGAAAUGGCCACCGGGCGCUCCCUAAACAACACCUUCAAAAUCCUCAACAGCUACGCCCUAAUCAGCCGCUCCGAACACGACCUCAGCCCCCACGCCUCCACCUCCUCCAAGUCCUCCUCCCACCUCCUCGCCGACGACCUCGACAUAAUCCGCAUCCACUCCGUCGUCCAAGACUUCUUCAUCGACUCCCUCCGCGCCGCCGGCACCCGCGCCGUCUGGCUCUCCCGCGCAAUGGUCCUAUUCACCAAAUCCUACGACCAGGCUUCCCAGCGCAUCCAAGCAAAGACCAAUGCGGGUCUCGUCGGCGACUUCCGCUCCUACGAGAUACACGCCCGCUGUCUCCUAGCCCAUCUCGCGCGCUUAGAGCGUAAGGGACCACAGCUCCCCGCUAUCCGCGAGCCGCUUGAAGCGUCGCUCCGAGACAUCAUGGCGGAGAUUGUGCGGCGGACUCGCGAGUCGUCGCUGGAUAUCGCUAAAGGCGGCAGCGAUGAAGCGUUUAUGUUGUCGAUUUUCGAUCGCACUAGCUCCUCGUCUGAUACUGGUCCGGAGACGCCCGGUCCUGCAGACUCAUAUCCGCCAGGUGCUCAUCUCUGGGGUAUAGAGGUUUCGCAACUGGAAAGCCCAGUUAGCGUGAAUGAUUUCCCACUGAAGUUCCCUGCCAUGCCGGAGGUUGAUGAUGGGUAUGACUCAGACUGGUCAUCCAACGCCUCCGCCUCCGUCAUAAUGCGCGGCUCCCACUACUCCAUCGGCCCCGGCAUCGCUACUCCCACUAACCCCACAAACACAAACACCAUCACCUCCCCGACGCUCCAACUCGACUCCCCCACACCCACAAAAGAAGAAUGGACCGUCGUCCCCCCCCGCCACCCCCGCACCACCCUCCCCCGCGCAGACCUCCACCGCACCACCCGCGCCCUCGAAGCAUCCCGCUACCACGACACCACAGGCGCCUUCCGCGCCGCCGCCGACCCCCGCGUCUCCCUCUCCCACGAGACCGCCAUGGGCGUCCUCGAGCGGCGCGGCCGGGGCGGUAACCGCGGCGAGGGGGUAAUGGGCAUACCCAUCCCCGGCGCGAAGGGGAAUCUGCCUAGUGGGCUCAGCGCGGCGGAGGUGGCGUUGGGGGAGAUUAGUAAGAGUUCCCCGCCGCCGAGUAGGGGAGGGGGACAUAUUCAGGAUAGGGGGAGGAGAACGAGUAGUCAGAGGAGACCGAGUGAGAUGCUGGGGGGGAAGAGUGCGGGGUGGCAGGGUGAGGCGGUCGCGGGGGAUACGAUUUUUGAAGCUGUUGGGAGUCCACUUUCGACUUCGACGUCCGGGUCAGGCACUGGAUCGGGACAGAAGAGAUCGAGGAGUAAACCCUCCCCGCGCCCGAGGCCAGCUACCCCGGCCGUGACGGCGCUAAGGGGUAUCCCCUACGAACCCCGCCGUCCCACAUCUUCCUCUUCCUCCUCCUCCGCCACCACAGGCGCCCCACCCCGACGAGAAGAAAACAACCUCUCCCCCCGCCCGCCAAUACGCAUGUACACCCAACCCUACCCCAUCUCCACACCUGACUUCUCCGCCCCCCUCCCCCCCGCCAAAUACCCCCGCCAAACAGGGCCUUUACCAAUCGAAUACGCACCCGCCCUCUCCACCGCCCCCGUCCUCAAAACCCCCGACGUCCGUCCACACGUCGCUAGCACCGUCAGCGCACCAACGCCGUACUUGUAUCCCCACGCCCCAGCCCCCGCGAUGGGCGGAUCUCAACAAGGCGGCUCGGGAUCGAGCUCAGGACAAGGACAGGGACGUGCGUAUUUUCCCCUCCUCCCCACGAACCCGCAACGACCCCGCCGCGUGGGCGGAUACAGUUCUCAACCUAUGUCGCGCAACGUCUCAGGCUACAGUUCCGCGCCUAUGAGUCGCGAUGCCUCAGCGGGGUUGUCAGCGCAGUCGGGGAGCGGGAGUGGAGGGUCGAGAAGCGGUGGGUCUAGGAGGAGUGGGGGAAGUGAUGGGGGGAUGCCGAUGGGGAUGGCGAGGGGGAGGGGGGAGAUGAGGAGAAGACCGAGUUUGGCGGAGACGGAACCGCCGCCUGAGUUGCCGAGGUUUAGUCCUGAGACGAGGGAGGGGGUUGAUAUGGGGUUUGGGGGGAUGGGGAGGUUUAAUUGAGCGGUUGGUGGGGGGAUGAAGGUGAGUGGGUGAUAGAGGGUGAGUGUCGAGGGUAGGCUGUCGAAGAUGGAUGAAGGACGAAGGACGACGGAGUAUGGAAAAAGAGGAGGAAGAAAUAGGAAAAAGAAAGAGGAGGAAUUAAUUUUGAUUCGAAGUUGCAUUUUGGACAGCAUGGACAAAAAGAUAAGGCGCGAUCUUGGGAUUUGUAUUUUUUUAUGUCAUCGGCAUGGAUAUAUAUGUGUGUAUGGGAUCUGCAUUUGGCGUUUUUCAUGGGAUUGGGAUCUGGAUGGGAUAUGAUAAGGGGAGUGGGCAUUGUUAUGGUAUCUUUAGAAAGGGAAAAAUCUUGGAUACGGCAUGAUAAUGGCGUCUAAAGGUGAUGGUGAGGAGGAGGAGGGGGUGUGAAUAGUGGUGUAGAUUAGACUGCUUGGCUGUGUAAUCAGUAUCAGUAUAGAUUAUAUCAAUUAGAUUGAAAACUUAUGACGGAG
Pseudogymnoascus verrucosus is the source of this 3638-nucleotide messenger RNA. RefSeq lists its product as uncharacterized. Bases 1 to 3153 code for a protein of 1050 amino acids. The record is from RefSeq and is a predicted model, not a curated record. The transcript is spliced from 2 exons. Lineage: Eukaryota; Fungi; Ascomycota; Leotiomycetes; Thelebolales; Thelebolaceae.